GCACAUCCGUCUAGUGGACAGACGAGAAGAAAGAUGGCAGAUUCGUCAUAUUUAGACUGGCAAAGUGGGAAAACCCUGUUAGAAUGUUUUGACCACCUCUUAACGUCAAGUAUUGGAAGUGACGUCACAUUUCUUGUCGGCGAAAACAAGAUAAGAAUCCCCGCCCACAAACUGGUCCUCUUUAGCAGGAGUCCGGUUUUCUAUGCCAUGUUUGAGGGACCUUUGGCCGAACAAGGCGAAAUAACCAUCCCCGAUAUUUCAGAGCAGAUAUUUCGGCUGUUUCUCAGGUAUUUAUACACUGACGACACCAUACUGACAGAAGACAACGUUGUAAUGAUUCUUUGUGCCGCCAGAAAGUAUUGUGUUGAUAUACUCGUGUCUCGCUGUGAAGAAUUUCUGAAAAAGACACUAUCAACUGAAAAUGUUUGUCAUUACUUAGAACAGGCUCAUCUAUUUAUGAUAGAUAGUCUGACUAAAAGCUGCCUUGAACUGAUCGCUGAUUCUCCCACAGUUGUGUUACAGUCUGCCGUAUUCUUGGAUCUUUGUCCAAGUUGUGUGGCCAGCGUUACCGGCUAUAAUGCUCUCAAUGCAGUCGAGAGCGAUGUGUAUAAAACUGUCAUUGCUUGGGGGAAAGCAGAGUGUAGGAGGAAUGAUCUAGAGGAAACACCAGAAAACAUCAGAGAAGUUCUGGGAGAUAUCCUUUAUACCGUGCGGUUUUUGGUGAUGAAUUGUGACUUAUUUGAAAAAGAGGUUUCUCCUGAUAAGAUACUUCCUGCUGAUGAUAUCGCUAACAUUCGAAAAUACCAUCAACAACUGGAAAGCAAAGACAUUUCUGCUUGUAAACUUAAUAACAGCGAACGAAAAGAUGCAUCUCUGAAGAAGGUUUGGCGUUGUGAGGUUAUUGUACUUGGCGAUUGCGACUCGGGGACCGCGUCAGUUUCAUUUACCGUAAAUGAUCAUGUCAAUUUACAUGGAUUUGGAUCAUUCUAUUCAAAAGGCGAUAACACUGUGGACGUGGUCAUUUAUGAAGAUGACAAAGUUGCGUAUAAAGCUGAUAAUAUCACAAGAAUGAAAACUGAUUCAGAUUGUAUAGGCAAAGUUUGGCUUGGAAGGGAAGACCUAGUUCAAAUCAAACCCGGAAAAGUGUACACUAUAACAGAACACACCCAUUCAUGUAGAUGGUGUUGUGGGCGACCAAUUGAUGAUGAAAUGAUACAGUUUAAACUUACACUAAUUACUUUUCGGAGCUCAAGAGUUGCCUUGCCGAAGGACGUUAAACGCAACAAGGGACAAAUACCAUACUUGUUAUUGAGCUAA
Ylistrum balloti is the source of this 1317-nucleotide messenger RNA. RefSeq names its product BTB/POZ domain-containing protein 6-like. Lineage: Eukaryota; Metazoa; Mollusca; Bivalvia; Pectinida; Pectinidae. Gene Ontology annotation, molecular function: protein binding. The record is from RefSeq and is a predicted model, not a curated record. The coding region runs from base 34 to 1317 and encodes 427 amino acids. Gene Ontology annotation, cellular component: cytosol. Gene Ontology annotation, biological process: neurogenesis. The transcript has 4 exons.